AACGAGAGCAUAGCUGAAUCGGAACUCGGAAGUUGGGCCAAACGGAAGAAUCGAAGAAAAUGGUGCGGAUUCAGGUGAAGGUGAAGCACGAGGAGGAUGAGGAAGACCUGCAGUUCCUCUACCAUUGCCUUAGCACCACAGGGAUCGAAGAGAUUGCCAGAGAUGUAAUCGAAAUCUCCAAUCUUCAAAUCAAGAUCCAGCGCCUUGCCCUAGCUCUCGAAUCACGACUUAUUCAACUUGGUGACGGCAAUGGCAGUCAUUCGAUUGAAGCAGUUCCUUUGAUGAGAGCUUCAACAGAAGCCAAAGCCUAUGCAUCAAAGGAUCAGGUUCUCCAUGGUAGACUUUUAUCACCUCAUAUCUUGACAGACCACAUUCAGACAAUAGAAGAGCAAGUCAUGUUGAACGAAGCAAUGGGUUUCUCUGAUUUAACCCAAUUGCAUCAGCUACUCUCGGGUUCCUCCACAGACUCAGAACUUUUGCAAGAAGAUACCACACAGCUUUUGUGGGCAGGGAAGGAGCUCAUGAAGAAUAAAAGAUUAUGUGAUUAUGUUGGUGACAAUGAGAGAACUAAGAUCAUACUCAGAUUGCAGCCAUCUUGCAUGAGCUCUGCAUGAUGCUUGUAACCAUGAAGGCAGGUGAGCUGAAAGAGCAAAACCA
This is a messenger RNA of Telopea speciosissima, 657 nucleotides long. Its product is annotated as cilia- and flagella-associated protein 298-like. Lineage: Eukaryota; Viridiplantae; Streptophyta; Magnoliopsida; Proteales; Proteaceae. Gene Ontology annotation, biological process: regulation of cilium movement. The record is from RefSeq and is a predicted model, not a curated record. The coding region runs from base 60 to 614 and encodes 184 amino acids. The transcript has 6 exons.